UCCAGCGCCUGGAGCUCCUCCUCCCGCUCCUUCCACACUGACCCCGGUGCCUGUGGGGCUGCUCCGCUCGCAUCCUCUCACUCCUCUCUCCCAGCUGUUGCCCAGCAGGAGGAACUGUGAGCUGCCCCUCACAAGCUGCAUCCGCCGCCUCCUUGUAUCCCAUGGCAAAUGCAUUUGUGACUAUUGCCUGUCCAAAGGCCACCAGCUCACGCCUGUGUCCCUGCUGCCGUGCCAGGAGCUCCUGUGAUGUGAGCGAGGCUUUGGGGGCUGAUCUGCUCCAUCCUGGACCUGCAGCUGGCCCGGAGGAUUGUCUUCCAGGUGGAGUUCGACCUCUGCUUCUGGAGAGGAGCAUCCCGGACCAGAUGAGCUGGUUCACCACUGGGUGAAGAACCGUCUGGACGGCGCGGCCCAAAGGGCUGCAGUGAACGGGGCUGCGUCUGGCUGGUGACCGGUCACCGGCCGUGUUCCGCAGGGCUCAGUCCCAGGGCCGGCGCUGCUCAAUAUUUUGAUCCGCGACCUGGCGGCGGGAGCUGAAUGCGCCGUUAGCGAGCUCGCCGACAGUGCUGGGCGGGGAGGUGCGGUUGGCUCCCUUGAGGGACAGGAGGCCUCGCAGAGGGAUCCAGGUGGAUGGGAGCACCGGGCAGUCAUCAACGGCGUGAAAUGGAACGGGAACGAGCCUCUCAGUGUUGGACAAUGCCCUUCAUGGUGCACUUUAAUGUCAGGUCAGCCCUGAAGCGGGCAGCGAGCUGGACAAGAAGUCCUAAGAAUUUGGGACAGUGUGUCCGAGUACAUGCUACAGCAGUUUGCACUGAACAAGGGUGUGGCCAUAGAUGUGCUCGGCGUUUUCUAUGUGCUGAGAAAGCACAGCAGUGAAAUGAACGUGGAUGUGGUCGCACCCAAGUUUCAUCUGUCGGAGAGAGUUGCCCAGGCUCAGGGGAUCAGCCAUGCCAACAGAGACAUUCCUGAGGACCUCAAGAUCGUCCCCCUGGACUAUUCUCAGCUGUCUCAGAGGACGACCCUUCCAAAGAAGCUGGUGAAGGAGUGCGUGAAUGACAUCGUGGUGCUCUUCAGCUGGGGCGCAGGGCUCGGAGAGGAUUAUGACCUUGUUUUCAAGGGCAUAGGUUUCCUUAUGAGCCGAAAUAAGAUCCUCACGAUGAGAUACUAUGAAGACUUUCUCCUCACCAUCGAUGGCACUGGAAUGCUGUUAAACUGCCUGCUGUCUAACCCACAGACAAGGAUUAACGUGGUAUCGGGCAACAAACCUGCAGCUUUCCACGUGUGUCCUGGGGGGAUCCGUGUGCUGCCCACGUUUGAGAUUAAGCCACCCCCUGAAAGAACAGCCAAGGACUCUCCCCCCGCAGAGGGAUCCAGGCAGAAAGAAGAGGUGUCUUCUUUCACAGCUGCAGGGAGCCCUCCCGACAAGCGUCUCCACCGUCAGAAGAGGCAUCCACCAGGCAAACCGACAGGGGCCAAGGAGGCAAAAAAGGAACAAGACAGCACAAAGAAGCCUGUGCACAACGAAGAGUUCAGCCGGCUGUUAUCCAGGCUGAGGGCAGAGUUCCAGUCUGAACAAGGGGGAGACGUGGGAAAAGUCAUGGCUGAGGAGAAAGCGAAGGAAGAGAGUCCUCCUGAGAAGAGUCUCCUUCAUCGGAGGAAGCUUUCCCCCGUGACAUUGCCUGGGCUGAGAAGAAAAGAUGGCAAGGGUGAGCAAGCCUUGGGCGUCAAGCGUCACCCAGGAAGGUCUGAGUUUGCCCAAGCACAAUCUGCCACUCUGGGGUCUCUCACGUCGCUCCAACAACACGUGGAAGAAGGCACUGAGAGUCCUCCUGAGAAGAGUCUCCUUCAUCGGAGGAAGCUUUCCCCUGUGACAUUGCCUGGGCUGAGAAGAAAGGAUGACAAGGGUGAGCAAGCCUUGGGCGUCAAGCGUCACCCAGGAAGGUGAGAGGCUUGGAGAAACGCUCUGGGGCAGGGGUGUGCUCUGGUCCUUGCGGGAGUGAGAUGUUUGUGAUGGACACGUUGCCUUGAUCAGCUCUGGAAGGCUCUUUGGACAUGUCCCUGGGGUGGGCGUUUUC
Egretta garzetta (little egret) is the source of this 2072-nucleotide messenger RNA. It is a transcript of the gene CCDC81, whose product is annotated as coiled-coil domain containing 81. Gene Ontology annotation, cellular component: centrosome. The transcript has 11 exons. The record is from RefSeq and is a predicted model, not a curated record. The coding region runs from base 791 to 1942 and encodes 383 amino acids. Lineage: Eukaryota; Metazoa; Chordata; Aves; Pelecaniformes; Ardeidae.